Messenger RNA from Metopolophium dirhodum (rose-grain aphid), 741 nucleotides. Its product is annotated as proteoglycan 4-like. The transcript has a single exon. The record is from RefSeq and is a predicted model, not a curated record. The coding region runs from base 1 to 741 and encodes 246 amino acids. NCBI's taxonomy places the organism in Eukaryota, Metazoa, Arthropoda, Insecta, Hemiptera, Aphididae.
AUGACCGGCCAACAGCAGGAGAAGUGGCAGCAGGUUGCCGAGCUAAUCCAACGGCUGGGGCUGGUAUCCGGUGGCCAGGAUGAGCCGCGAACAGCCGCCCAGGUCGCGAGGAUGACUACCCGCCAACUCCUGCAGGACCCAGUGCGGGCGGCCAUCUACAACCGGGGCUGGGCGGACCGUACGACGGACAUUCAGCGGAGGUUGCGGCCACACCGACCACCAUCAACGUCAACACCCGGCAGCCGCACACCGUCCCUGACAAGGCCACCACCCCCAGCAACGACACCUGCCCCCGUAACACCUGCGGAGCCGGCACCGGUACCCAGGCCAACGGGGGUACUCCCCGGCCCAACGGGAAGGGUGAGGACGGAGGCGCAGCAGGCAAGGAACCGCCGGAAAUUCCAACAGCUGAAGGAGAAGAGGAAGGCCAGGGAAAGCGAGGCAAGCCAACAACGUCGGCUUGCCAAGCAACCCGCGCCAACCUCAGAACCGGAAGCAGCCGGCACGCCUCCGACCAACCCUACACCGAUGGAGGUUGACAAACCGGCCUCCAAGGACGGCAAGUCCGAGGAGCCGGGACAACCCACCAGCCAGGAGUCGCCAGACCAAUCGGAGUCCACGGUAGAAAUUACCGAGACAGAUUGGCUGGUGGCGUUCGAGGGGAUGCCAGAGUUGGACGAGCACCACUCGAGUAGUAUACAUUUGUAUGUUCACAGUCUACUUUUUGUGUCACCACGGUAA